CCCGGUGUCCCCUGCCUACUCCCUCCGGAUUCGGCUCCAUGGAGGCGGAAACGGAGAAGGAGAGGAGUCUCGAGAAGAAGAUCAAGUCGGGGCUGUGCAGGUGCAGCCAUCUUGGAGCGACGUCGGAGGCGGCCACGCUGUUCACCGACGACCUCAUACUCGAGAUCCUCUCCCGCCUCCCCGCCAGAUCCCUACAUCGCUUCAAGUGCGUCUCCGUGGCCUGGCGCGACCUCAUUGCCGACCCCGCCAACCGCAAGAUGCUGCCCCAGACCCUCGCCGGCUUCCUCUACACGUCCUACUCCUACAGCAGCGGGCACCGCCACCACUUCGCCAGCGUCUCGGGCGGCGCAGCCCCGUUCGACCCUUCCCUCCCUUACCUGCAGCCUAGGAAGUACAAGGACAUGGCCCUGGUGGACGCCUGCAAUGGCCUGCUCCUCUACCGCGGCAGCAACAAGAACAAGGUGGCCCCUUGGGAUUGGGCAGAGGAUGAUUGCCGUUUCGUGGUGUGCAAUCCCGCCACUACCAGGUGGGUCGAGCUGCCCCCUAGGCCUGCUGCCCCAGAAAUCAGAUAUAGCCUUACUGCAGCUCUGGCUUUUGAUCCAGCAGUCUCGUCGCAUUUCCACGUUCUUCAUUUUGAGGAGGACAAUCUGGCAAAUUAUAUGACAGGAGUGAGCAUCUACUCAUCGCGGACAGGAGCCUGGAGUCGCGGGGAUAGUGGGAUGGUUGAAAAAAUGCCGCCGUACUUCACGAGUAAAUGUGUCUUUGUCGGCGGUAUCAUGUAUGUGAUUAGCGUGCUGCAGGACAUCAACACCGGCAACGAGUAUGUGCUGGUGGGGGUGGACGUGGAGGGGAAAGAGUGGAAGACUACCCGUGUGCCGUACUGUUCGAGAUUUUGUACAAUUGGAUUGUCGCAGGGAUUCUUACACUAUGCUGUAGCUAACAAUGAAAUCCUAGUUCCCGAGAUAACACUCUGGUGCCUCAAGGAUUGUGAUAGUAAAGAAUUCGUCCUGAAGCAUACCGCCAGCAUGGAUAAGCUUCUUAGCAUGACUAGGAUGAAGUACAAGGUGGUUGAGAUUCAUCCAGAUUGCGACACCAUUUUCUUGGUUUCAUAUGGAGGUGCUACCUUGGCUGCGUACGAUAUGCGACAUCAGAAAGUUGGUUGUAUCCUUAAUCUUGAGAAGAGCACAAAAGGAUUUCUACCCUAUGUUCCUCUGUUCUCAGAGCCAUUAGCAGAUGCAGAUGGGCAGUAGUUUCUUUCCUUCAAACCACCCUUGUGCAAGAAUUGGCUCCUCUGUCGGCUCAAGUACUUGUCUAUGUACUUUGGAAUUUGCUUGAAUCAUGCCACUCAAUUAGCUUGAUUGAUUUGUAGUUUAGAGCAAAUGCCUGGUAAACCUACAGAUUAAGGAUAAUGUCAUUUUCAAAGGACAUUGUUACUCUUGUU
This is a messenger RNA of Triticum aestivum (bread wheat), 1441 nucleotides long. Its product is annotated as F-box protein At5g07610-like. The transcript has a single exon. Bases 39 to 1250 code for a protein of 403 amino acids. NCBI's taxonomy places the organism in Eukaryota, Viridiplantae, Streptophyta, Magnoliopsida, Poales, Poaceae. The record is from RefSeq and is a predicted model, not a curated record. Gene Ontology annotation, molecular function: protein binding.